Messenger RNA from Symbiodinium pilosum, 378 nucleotides. NCBI's taxonomy places the organism in Eukaryota, Dinophyceae, Suessiales, Symbiodiniaceae. The record is from the annotation of a GenBank genome assembly.
AUGGCGACCCUUUCUGGGGACAAGGCGAUGGAGAAAGCUGCUGCAAGGCAUCCAGGAGAAGACAAAUCCUUGAUGGCGGCUGGCACGAAGGAUCGUCAGCAGCCUCUGCGCUUCAUAAGGCAAGCCAAAGCGGCGCAGAACCAGGCGGAUGAGGAAACAACUCACCCACAGGCAGUUUCAGACCCGUCGCUCCUGGACGACGUCCCGGGUCAAGUUGUUUGGAUUGGGCUCGACCACCAUCUGGCUUGGAAUUCGAGUGGUGUCGUCGCGGUCGUCCUGGUCAUUGUUGUCUUUGUCUUUGUGGCUUGGGGCUUGCUGAGAGGGCAACAAGACAAAGAUCCACGCUUCCCUGUUCAAGCUCAAACCUGGAUAUCCUGA